AUGAAUUUUAUCCAAAACCUCUUUGAAGAUAUAAUUAAUCAAAGAGUUAGUUCAUCCUCUAGAUUAACAGUUCAUGCAUCAUUUGUUGCUGCACUAUUUUUUGAAAUAUAUUUCUUCUUUACAAUACCAUCUGCAUCAAUUCAUUUUGUUGUGUUAAUGUUUCUGACAUGUGGGGCAUAUGGUGCUAUAUGUUGGGUAUUUUAUCAACUUGACACGAACCCAGAACUUUGUGAAGCACUAAAAAAAGCAAAAGAAGAACAACAACAAAAAGAAGAAGAUUCAUUAAAUAAAAAUAAUGAAUUAAACGAUAAAACUAAAGAAAAAAGUGAUUAA
This is a messenger RNA of Entamoeba dispar SAW760, 333 nucleotides long. RefSeq lists its product as uncharacterized. Gene Ontology annotation, biological process: vacuolar proton-transporting V-type ATPase complex assembly. The record is from RefSeq and is a predicted model, not a curated record. The transcript has 2 exons. Bases 1 to 333 code for a protein of 110 amino acids. Gene Ontology annotation, cellular component: endoplasmic reticulum membrane. Lineage: Eukaryota; Evosea; Mastigamoebida; Endamoebidae.